This is a messenger RNA of Coregonus sp. 'balchen', 3463 nucleotides long. The record is from the annotation of a GenBank genome assembly. Lineage: Eukaryota; Metazoa; Chordata; Actinopteri; Salmoniformes; Salmonidae.
GACAUUGCUUUAAUCGUGACGUGGUUGGUGUGGCUAAAAGGAAACCAACUGACCAUAAUACUGAUAACAAUAGUGAACGAUCUGUAGCUAGUUAUUAUGGAAUAAUUCAGUUGGUAUUUUAUUCUCAACAGUUAGCAAACCGUUUAGUGCAGUCUUCUCUGGUAAGUAAGCACGACAAGGGAACUUGAGCCAUCGGUGUUGGCACAUAGGUUAGCUAACAACAACAAUUGUGCUAACGUUAGCUAGCAAGCAAAACAGAGAUAUGUCGAAAACGGUAUCUACAUGUCGAUUAACGUUAGUCUAUCGUGGUAGCGUUAGCUAGUUUAGCAAUCGUUUGUAUUAUAGAAUAUGUGUGUAGUAGACAGUAUGCUAUCUUACAGACUGUGGCUAGACGGAUGGCUUGGCUCAUGUGAUUUGAAUUUGUGUCCCUUUCUUGACAGGUAGGCAUUGAGACCUCUUUGCCUUGGGGUUGUAGUAGUUGUUGAUUUUAGGCUGCUGCGCUGGGACACGCCAAUCAUAACCCUGUGACUGUCUUUGCGUCAUCAUGAAGCUGUACAGCCUCAGCGUCCUCCACAAAGGAGCGACUAAAUCCAACCUCCUCAAAUCCGCCUAUGACCUCUCCUCCUUCAGCUUCUUCCAGCGCUCCAGGUGGGUCUUCCUCUUGGCACCUGGGCUGGGGUGCAUCUCAGUAGUCUAAAGGGGGUUCCUUCCCUCCAUCUACACUGAUCUGAAGACAGGAUUUAUGAAAGCAAUGUGCGAAGGACUCCGACUAGGCAUAUACUUCACCUGUCCAGUUCUUGUACAUCAGUGCAGAUGAAGGCGAAGAUGACACCCCUGUCAAUAAUAAUAGCUUAUCUUAAACCUGUCAUGGGUUUAGACUUCAUAAGAAGAACACUGUUUUCACCAUUGUCUGUGUGUUUGGUUUUGGCAGUGUCCAAGAGUUCAUGACCUUCACCAGCGCCUUGAUUGUGGAGCGUUCUGCAGACGGCAGCCGAGCCUCAGUCAAAGAACAAGGUUAAGCCCUGAUACAUUGGGCUAUAACAUAUGGGAGUUUUUUUAUUUGUUAUGUGAGGACACACCUAUAAUUCCUACCCUUUCCUCCCUCUAGGGUACCUGUGCCAUGUGUAUGUGAGGAAUGACAGUCUGAGUGCAGUGGUGAUAGCAGACAGCGAGUACCCCCAAAGAGUCGCCUUCACACUACUAGACAAAGUGGGUACACUGCAGAGAGAUGCAUUACCUCCUUAGCAACAAGUGAAGAAUAUUACUCUGGCCUGGGUCUUGUUCCUGUCAAGGUUUCUUCCAAAGUUAUUGCUCCUUGCCAGGCCCUUUUGGCUUUAUGUUUAAUGUAAUAGAUUGAUGUUUGAUCAUGCAGGUGCUAGAGGAGUUUUCCAGGCAAGUGGACAGUAUAGACUGGCCAUCUGGAAACCCAGACACCAUCAACUACAAAGCCCUGGACAUCCACCUGGCCAAAUACCAGGUACACAUGGCGUCCUGUCUCUAAAAUAGACACAUAACAUACAUUGCACAUGUAUGUACAAGUCAAUUACAAAAUAGAUCAAUAAAAGAACACUUGAAUAACCAACCCUACUUUGAAUCUUUCACGUUUCUUCUUGGAUGAUUGUGAAGGUUUGACAGAAUUUGUGUUUUUUUCCUCAGAACCCCAGAGAUGCAGAUGCGAUGACCAAAGUGCAGGCUGAGAUAGACGAGACAAAAAUCAUUUUGGUGAGACACUUUAGUCGACGCUCCCUUACAACUCCAAAACAUCUCACAUAAUGGGGAAACUUUAGAUAAGCUCAUAACAUUUUCCCAGUGUAGGAAGCUUGCACUACUGCAUGUCAAACACUGUUAGUGCCUGUGGUUGGUAGGAUGCUGUAUAUGAAGUGGACUGUGCUGUGAUUGUCUCUGCAGCAUAACACCAUGGAGUCUCUGUUGGAGAGAGGGGAGAAGCUGGAUGAUCUGGUACAGAAGUCUGAACACCUGGGGAACCAGUCUAAAGCCUUUUAUAAGACUGUGAGUAGUGACUGUGGACUGAGCUCUCCAGUUAAAAUAAUCACAGCAUCUUAGAUUAAACAUGGGCUACUUUUAUCCCAACUUCAUUUGCAACACUUUAUCAAAACUCUUUAUUAAGACUCAUUUCCAUUACAUAGGUAGCCUUCUCAGUGUGAAAUUGAUAUUGCUAAUCAGUCACUUUGUCUUUGUUUUCUAUCCAACAGGCACGGAAGCAGAACUCAUGCUGUGAGGUCAUGUGAUGUUGCUGGACUGUUCUCUUGGACACGUCUCUCUUGGCCUUUCUACUCAUUCUACAACUUCCACUCAGUCUCUGGGAGGUCGGGGGGAGUGGGUGGGAUCUCUGGAAUCUCUCUACAUGCUGACUGGUGGGGGGGAGUUUCAUCUGGAAAAAAGAUCAUACUUAUUUGCUUAAUUGUAACCGCUCAAAAGGGGUUUUGAGGAGGUUCAUAGCCAGCCAGGACGUGGUCAAUAAUCAAUAACGUGUUGAUGUAUCUUGAUGAUUUGUUGUUCAAAAUGUCUUAAACCGUUUCCUGAAUUCAGACUGCAUCAGAGUCUUAAUCUGAGUUUGAUCUCAGCUUUCUGGAAGUUUUGAUCUUAUGCUUGGCUUUAAAGAAACCCUGACAAUCUCCCUCUGUGCUCAAUGUAGUAACUCACAGGAUCAGCUGGUGAUCUCAUUAAGGGAUGGUAGUGACAUCUUAUUUCCUCUGUCCAGUAGAUGACACUAUUUCCUCACAUUCGUAGUUCAGGUAUGUUCAAUUCUGUAUUUAAAGGGCGUCUGUGUAGCCCGGAGUAAUUCCAUUUAGUGUAAUGUGAGUUGAGUGAGCGAAGUGUCUAUAUAACUGGGACUGAGACAACAGAACUCCAUGAUCAAAUCCUCUGAGUUUGUUUUUAAAGCUCAUUUUCACAGGACAUUCAUUGGAUUAGGUUACAUAUUGUUGUGUUUUGAUUAAGGUUACAUAUUGUUGUGUUGUUGUUCUCAAUAUGAAGAUGUGAAAACUUUGAAACAUUCCCAGGUUUUUCAAAUUCACAAGUUGAUUGGUAUUGUAGCACAUGCGGAUGAGCUUAUGUUGAACUAAAUGGCGUAGCCUCUACUUAUAGAGCAGUGUGUAGUGAUGUCUACAGAUUCUCAUUGAUAGACAAAGCCUUAUUCAAGUAUGGGUUAGAUUGAAAUCCCCCUACGUAUGAGUAUGUGUUAGGAAAGUGUCCUAUUGGAAGGGCUCCUCGACUUUGUAAUCCUUCUAAAGCUUUUUGAAUUUUUUUGUGUUUCUAGUCUGGACAAAGUCUUAAGACAUGGCCCACGAUGAAACAGCCAGGACCCACCCACCAAUGGGUUCCUCAUUCACAAUUAGGUGUCCUGCUGCAGUCUUAUGUCUGCAGCUCUGCCCCUUGUUGGCAGUGUGAACAUACUACAUCUGGAUUGGAUUUAAACUCUUUACAUUUUAGUCAUUUAGCA